AUGCCAUACCGCAUCCCUGAAGCAGUAAGGGAGAACAAGCACAAGGAGAUCGAGGAGAUGCUCCAACAGGGGGUGAUUGAGCAGUCAGAUAGCCCCUGGGCCUCCCCUGUAGUCCUCUUACCUAAACGGGACGCUCCAGUGGUGCAAGCUGAAAAUGUGACAGAAUUUGUAGGAGAUAAUGUGACUUUACAAUGCAUGUACUCUGUAAAUGGAGGAACCAGCCCCAUGUGCUGGGGAAGAGGCAGCUGCCCAAGAUCCAAAUGUACCAAUGCUAUAAUCUGGACCGAUGGUGAGAAAAUAACCUGGUAUAAAUCUGAGAGAUACCAGGUACUGGGAAACAUUACACAGGGAAACUUGUCCCUGAGUAUCAGCGGGGUAACUCGCAAUGAUACUGGAACAUACUGUUGCCGAGUGGAGAUUCCAGGAUUCUUCAAUGACAUAAAAGAGGAAACACAUUUGAACAUACAAGAACGCCCAUCAUUGCCAGCUAAACAUGUGACAGUAUCAGUAGCAGAUAAUGUGACCUUAUCCUGCAAAUAUUCUGUAACUGGAGGAACCACCACCAUGUGCUGGGGACGUGGAAGCUGCCCAUCUUCCAAAUGUGACAAUGAGAUCAUCACGACUGAUGGCCAGAAAGUGACCUGGAAUAAAUGUGAGAGAUACCAGUUACUGGGAGACAUAGUGCAGGGGGAUGUAUCCCUGACUAUCAGUGGGGUAACUCCCAGUGAUGCCGGAACAUACUGUUGCCGUGUGGAGACCCCAGGAUGGUUCAAUGACAUAAAAGAGGAGAAACAUUUGGAGAUUAAGCAAUCCCCACCAAAGCCCCAACAUGUGAUAGAAUCAGGUGGUAAUGUUACCUUACCCUGCAAAUACACUGUAAGUGGAGGAACUGCCACCAUGUGCUGGGGACGUGGUAGUUGUCCACCUCUGCUCUCUUUUUCCAAAUGUAACAAUGAGAUCAUCUGGACUGAUGGCCAGAAAGUGACCUGGAAUAAAUCUGACCGAUACCAAUUACUGGGGGACAUAGCACAGGGGGAUGUGUCCCUGACUAUCAGCGGGAUAACUCCCAGUGAUGCCGGAACAUACUGCUGCCGUGUGGAGAUUCCAGGGUUUAACAAUGAUGUAAAGGAGGAGAGGCACUUGAAUAUACAGGAACAAACAAAAGACAAAGGACACGACUGUAACGCCUGAAGCACUUCCUCAAGCUGGAGUGCUUUAGUGGUUUAGAACUUUCCUUUAAGAUUUUUCAGAAACAAGGCUGUACAACAAUCCAAAAAAAUGUUGCCCUGUAUCUUUACAAAAAGGAAACCAGUCCACUUGCCUUCUCUAAUGCAGAUCGUCUCAUCAAAUAAAAUGUGUAAC
Pelobates fuscus (common spadefoot toad) is the source of this 1362-nucleotide messenger RNA. RefSeq lists its product as uncharacterized. The transcript is spliced from 5 exons. Gene Ontology annotation, biological process: cytoskeletal rearrangement involved in phagocytosis, engulfment; apoptotic cell clearance. Lineage: Eukaryota; Metazoa; Chordata; Amphibia; Anura; Pelobatidae. Bases 1 to 1191 code for a protein of 396 amino acids. Gene Ontology annotation, molecular function: phosphatidylserine binding. The record is from RefSeq and is a predicted model, not a curated record.